UGUUUUAUAAAACGCAUUAAACGUAAUAUAAAAAUAAAAAUGGAGGUCUUCAAAGAUUAAAAUCAGUUUGAUCGAGAAGACAAUUCCUGGGACAUAUGAAAUGUCCUUUAAGUUGAUCCGAAGUUUGUGAAAUUUAAUCUAUUCUAUUUUCUAGAUUACAUUCCAAGUGAUAAAUUAUCGUUCGGGAAUUCCGAGUUGAAAAGUUUGCAUAUCGAACAAAUUUAUCGCGUCAGACAUUUUGUCGUGAUGAUGCUUCACGCGAAAUGCAAUCUCCAGAGAUUUUCCUCAAGGCCUGGCGACGCACGUCGACAAAGAUAAAGCACCGGAAGAUGAUAAAAAAGCUAUCACUCGUAUGUCAACGGAAACUGUGUUCCCGCUCUCAGUUACAAGAACUUGCAACCCCAGAUGGGAAGAUGGAAGAGUCAUUUAUGUCAUUAUGUCUUUACCGCGCUUAAUGGCGCAAAUUCAAUUGUCUUUCAUCAAAAUCUUCGCAUAGUUUUAUUAUCAUAUUGUGAUCAGUGUGAAAUAUCAAAAUUGCAUGCCGGAAAUAUUUAAAAUAAGCUCGUGUAUAUUAAUUUGAAGUAAAGACAAUAUUCACUUCUGAUGUUUGUUUUUGAAAUAACGAAGAUGAAGUGUUCUUCAAUGAUAUGGAUGUUAUUUUUUAUCUUCGGCCAGUGCAUUAUUUACUCUUGGCAGGUGCCGACGCGAUUUGAGUGUCCCACGUUGCGAUUGAAUAACGGAAGAAUUCGCUAUCGAGCACGAGGUCGAAUCGUAAGGUUUAGCUGUCUUCAGGGAUUCAGUCUCGUAGGUAGCAGGUAUUCUUCAUGCAUACAUGGCCAAUGGGACACGCCUAUUCCCGUGUGUGUGAGCACGGGUUGCUCUGAACCUUAUCUUGUAGCGAAUCACACAUUUAUGGUAUCAAAAUUGGAUGGUGCAAUAUUAAUGUUUUUCUGUGAGCCUGGUUACUUCCUGGUCGGCAGCGCUGAAAUUUAUUGCGAUGGACGCCAAUGGAACGAAACGACUCCUUAUUGUCGAGCGACACAGGCAACCCCGCCGACAAAAUGCGAUUUUGAAAGCACAGAUCUUUGCUGGUGGGAACAGGAUCCGCAGCAUAAUUUCGAUUGGAAACGCCAUAACUUUGAGACACCAAGUUCGCACGUCGGCACAGGACCGACGCACGAUCAUACUCUCGGAGUCGGAAACGAUGGCCACUAUCUUUAUAUUGAAGCAUCCGGACGAUUAAUGAACGAUACGGCAAGAAUCAUGUCUCCCUUAUAUAAUUCUUCAUUAACUGAAUCGGGAUGUUUCUCAUUAUGGUAUCAUAUGUAUGGUGCCUCGAUAGGCUCAUUGAAUGUAUAUUUCAAGCAAGAGAAUAUUACGAAGCCACUCUUGAUGUUCACCAAAAGUGGAAAUCAGGGAAAUCAAUGGAUUCGUGGAAUUUUUAAUCUACCGAAAGCUAAUGCCAGCUUCCAAAUUAUUAUAGAAGGUGUGCGAGGUAGCAGUUACGUGAGUGAUAUUGCAAUAGACGAUAUUGCCAUUUUACAAGGAGACCAAUGUAUCGUUAAAAACGAGUCCACUAGUGUAACUAUAAGCGAUGAUGAUCAGGUCGAAAUAGUAAACUCACAACAAACUUGUCGGAACAGAUGUUCUUCGUCGGAAAGCGUUGUUUUUUCCACACCAGCCUUUGGCCCGGAGAGUUGCCUUUGCACGAUAGAUUGUGCAGAACGUUCUAUUUGCUGCCCGGAUUAUGCUGAGUACUGUAUUCUAGGAAUCGUUUCGGAACGAUUCGAUGAUGUGACAACGGUAUCGAGUAAUACUACGAUUGCACCACUGAAACCUACUACUCUGAUAGGCUUUCCCAUAAAUCCGAAAGACGACAUCGACCCAAGUGUGUCCAAUUCGAUAUCGCCGACUACGCGAAGACCCACGAUCACGACGGUCAAGGUUCAAUCGAAAAAACCUUCAUGGAAAACCACAACAACGGUGAAGACAACGACAACAACUGUGAAGACAACGCAGCAGGCGGAAACGAAAGAAACGCCUUUCGUAGCCAAAAUAACUUCGACAACAAAAUUCGUUAACCUUCAGGAUCGAUCUGAUCUACACGACAAAGAGCCAAAUUCGGAGAAGAUAAAACAGAACGGAGGCACCGAAGGGCUGAUGAUCAUCAUUGGAGUCGGUGCAACUCUACUUAUGCUCUCCGUAAUAUUUAUAAUCGCAAUUAUCGUUAUCAGGAGAAGGAAAACUUACAAGAGAGGAACGAGUAGUUCAGCGCUCUCGGAGGACAGCGACGUCCGUUUCUUAACAUCGGACGAAAUUCUCGACUUCAACUUGGCUCGACCUACUGAUAACGAUGAAAUGUAGUCUCAUGUUAUCAAAAUUCCACUUUUAAACGAGCUAAAUAGAAUUAAAUUAAAUUGAUUAAAUAAUGGAUUAAUAAAUUAAUUAAGCGAAUAAAAUCACAUAGAAUACUCAAGCGAAACAUAAUCGCAGCUGUAUUUUAUUUUUAUUGAGCUUCGUUGUUCAAUUCUAAACGGCAUAAAAUUUUCAAUUCUUAUUUACCUUGAAGAAAUUGUAUGUUUCUUUAAGGUAUUAAAACUAUGUAUAUUUUUGUGAAAAUAAAAUGUAUUAUAAAA
Molecule: messenger RNA, 2636 nt
Organism: Pogonomyrmex barbatus (red harvester ant)
Lineage: Eukaryota; Metazoa; Arthropoda; Insecta; Hymenoptera; Formicidae
Cellular component (GO): membrane
Source: RefSeq, a predicted model, not a curated record